This is a messenger RNA of Bradysia coprophila, 1310 nucleotides long. RefSeq names its product L-dopachrome tautomerase yellow-f2-like. NCBI's taxonomy places the organism in Eukaryota, Metazoa, Arthropoda, Insecta, Diptera, Sciaridae. The record is from RefSeq and is a predicted model, not a curated record. Gene Ontology annotation, cellular component: extracellular region.
GUUUUAAAGACAUGUGGUCCGAAUUUCUGGUCAUUUAUUGUGUAUUCCAAAAUGUGAUGUCGAUUCAUAGUGAAUUUGACGAAAUAUUUGCGUGGAAACAAAUCAAUUAUUCAAAUCUACCAGCGGAUAAGUUAUCAAAUCCCGAUUAUUAUGUGGCAAAGAAUAAUAUUCCAUUCGGCAUGGCACGUCACGGAGACUGGCUUUAUGUCGGGUUUCCGCGCAGAAGAACUGGCGUACCAUCGACAUUAAAUAGGAUUCAAAUUUCGUCAGCGUCCAUUGAUAGAUCCCCUCCAUUUGAAGCAUAUCCAAACUACGAUUUGAAUGAUAUAGUUUCUACUGACCGAUCAAAUGAUAAGCGUAUCGUAUCGGUUUAUCGGCCAGCAGUUGACGCUUGUGGUCGUCUUUGGGUCGUUGAUACCGGUGUUUUGGAGUAUCCUACUGGGCGAGUGAUUGUACAGCCAGCUUCAAUAUGGAUCUUCAACUUAACCACAAACGAUUUGAUUCGUCGCUUUGAAAUCCCCCAAUCAAUGAUUCCGAGUGGAAACGGAAUGACCAGCAUCACUGUGGACGUUGAGACUUGUGACAAAACGUUUGCCUACAUAAACGAUCUCUUCUCGUACAGCCUCGUGGUUUAUAGUUUUGAGUCGAAUUCAGCUUGGAGAUUUUUGCACAAUUUUUUCCACUUGGAUCCGCUGUACGGUACAUUCGACAUAUCGAACAUAAAAUUUAUGUGGAGAGAUGGCAUUUUUUCGAUUGCAUUGGGCGCUAGGCUGUCGAAUGGGUACAGAAUGGCAUACUUUCAUUCGUCAACCAGUCUAAACGAGUUCAGUGUAUCCACACAAGUGAUAAGGAAUCAAUCGUUAUCGACUCGAAUCUACCAUAAUGACGAUUUCAAGCUGUAUGGACAAUACGAAAAGGGAUUCCAAUCCAACAUUCAUGUGAUUGAUGACCGUACUGGUGUGGCGUUCUUGAAUCUAUUUCAACAAUAUGGCGUUGGCUGUUUUAAUAUCAACCGACAUUCGAGUAGAACCAUACGAACGAAUGUUGUACAAUGUAAUCGAAAUGAAAUGGUCUAUCCAUCCCAUUUGAAUAUCGAUGGAACUCGAAAUCUGUGGUUGUUAACGAACAAUGUACCGAGAUUUUUCUAUAGCAGCUUGAAUGACACGGAAUACAAUUUUCGAAUUUGGAGGAUAGCCGUUGACGAUGCCAUAUGCAUAGGUAAUUGCUUACAGGUAUGAAAUGGAGGUGCAACAUGAAACGAACUUAACGUGAUGAUCUUUCAAUUCGAUAAUUUCCAAAUAAAUUCUAUU